Messenger RNA from Dreissena polymorpha, 1116 nucleotides. RefSeq lists its product as uncharacterized. The coding region runs from base 1 to 1116 and encodes 371 amino acids. The record is from RefSeq and is a predicted model, not a curated record. The transcript is spliced from 4 exons. Lineage: Eukaryota; Metazoa; Mollusca; Bivalvia; Myida; Dreissenidae.
AUGGCAGGUAGGCAGGCUGGCAGGCAGGCAGGCAGGCAGAACGGUCGCUGCCCGGCAAUCGGAUCUAAGUGUAACUACUGUCACAAGGAUAACCACUUCAUUGCAGUGUGCAGAAAAAGGCUACAAUCAGGCCAACGACAAGUGCGGGAGAUUAAUGCAGAGCUGGAUUCCGAGUCCCUGGGCCGAGACUCGAACUCGGAAGAGGAGUACCUAUACGGAUUAUCUGUAAACGCUAUCGGUCUCGGAAAAUUGAAAGACAAACAAAUAAAAUUCCAUAUCGACGAAAAUGUUGUGCCGUCAAGCCAGCCGGCUAGACGGAUCCCGUUCCACGUUCGUGAGCAAGUCGAACAAGAGCUCAAUCGGUUAAAGGAGCUGGACGUCAUCGAGAAAGUCGACGGACCAACUCCGUGGGUGUCAAACCUAGUGGUAGCUCCAAAACCGAAUGCACCAAAGGAAAUUCGUCUAUGUGUCGACAUGCGCAAAGCCAAUCUUGCACUAAAACGAGAACGUCAUGUGACGCCAACUAUCGACGACAUAGUAUCAGAAUUAAACGGCUCAACGUUGUUCUCUAAGGUGGAUCUGUACAAGGGAUUCCACCAGCUGGAACUCUCCGAAGAAUCAAGAAAUAUGACAGUGUUUGCUAGCCAUGUAGGCCUACGGCGCUACAAACGUCUCACCUUUGGAGUAAGCGUUACGCCAGAAAUAUUUCAGAACGAAAUCCGACAGGCUCUACAAGGUUUGAAGAAAACGUUAAACAUCAGUGACGACAUAAUCGUGCACGGCAAAACACGACCACAACACGACACAAAUCUGGAAGCGCUUCUGCAAAGAUUGCAAGAGAAGGGAGACAAGGUUCUGGUCAAACAGCAGGGGCGAAACAAACUCGAUACACCGUUUUCGCCAGUUCCCGGAAGUGUCGUGUCGCGCAAGGGUUCCAUGGUUACGGUUCGACAUAAGGAUCGAACACGCGACGCCUCUCACCUCAAGCCUGUGCUGGCUUUACCGCCACCUCACGAUGACAUCGUACGCCAGGAUAUAGCCGUCCAUCAACCCGAACAACAACCGCUCAGACGUUCGAGUCGUGAAAGAAAGCCGCCGCGAAAAUACGACAAAUGA